Molecule: messenger RNA, 2666 nt
Organism: Misgurnus anguillicaudatus (oriental weatherfish)
Lineage: Eukaryota; Metazoa; Chordata; Actinopteri; Cypriniformes; Cobitidae
Source: RefSeq, a predicted model, not a curated record
UAAGUGUAACCCACACAAGGUUACUGAGUGCAAUUCUCUUUAUCGCCUGCGAGUGGCGCAAAGGAAUCACUCUGCCUGCAAGUUGCCAGGCAACAUACCAGUAAAACAAACACUUGAUGACUUUCCUCCGGUGAAGACGCUGUUAGAAAGUAUCAAGAUCUGGUAUGAAUAAUAUCCUCUAAAGGAUAGAAAUUCAAAGAAAAUUCUUUUACCAUUUAUUGAAAUAUUGUGUAUUUAUUAGGUUGAAAGCAGUGAGACAGAGAGAAAGUUAAGCUGCUGAUAUUGAGUUUUUCAAGAUACCUCCGAUUGGUUUUUUAGAAAGGGAUAGAUCUGAUUCUGACCCUAGCGGUCAGUGGCGAGCCAACCGCAGAACUGAACGGACCAAGAGCCUGGUGUGGCCAGCUGUGGCAUCUUUGGACCUAUGAUCAUCAUCAUAUGCCUCCAUUUUAAAUACAGAUAAGAACACGUAAACCUACCCGGGUAGUGAAGAGAACACAUAUAUAUACUUCAAGGAACACACACAAACACACUGAGAACUUCCAUGGACUCUUUCCUCAAUUGAGUUAUUUAUUUUGAGUUUAUGGUGCACUGUGCACUCAGGAAGCCGGCUUAGGUAGGCAGGGAUUGUAAAUAAUUUAUUUAUUUUUUAUAAUACAUUUUAUAAUACAUUUUUAAAUUUACCUAUUUUGUGUUGUCUGUUUUCUGCUAACAUUUGACUCUUUUAGGCUCCGUAGUCGUAUCUAGAGCUUCUGAUACUAGCCCAGAUCUCAUUUACCAAUACUUAAAUUAGGUAUUAAUUACACUAAUUUGAGAAAAGGGGUUACAAGUGGCGAGCCAGCCAGGAGCCUAGUUAUGUGUUAGCAGUGAACCACAUUACACGUGUGUAACAUUUUUUUUCAAGUGUGUUAUUUUUACUACUAAUACUAUUUAUUUAUAAGCUAUUUGUCACAUUUAUAGAUCACUCUUGACCAAACAUGGAGUUUAUUACGAGCUCAGGUAUCAAAGUCCCCAAUGCAGUAAUAGUGAGUGGUUUGCUUGAAUCACCAGAAGAUGAGGAGAUUGUAGACUUCCUUAAGAAGUACGGCUCCAUGAGACUUGUCCCAGUUACUGACAUUAACUCAGAGUUUUAUAAAAACCAGAUUAUUGAGUAUCAAGAUGGUGCUGCUAUUGAAGCCUUAGCCCCUCUUCUGCCCUACACACAUGAACUUAAGCACAAUCCAGAUGUAAAAUACUAUGUUCAAGCUCUGGCAAGUGUGUACACAACUAAAAUUGGCUGCAGUGUUACCAAAGCCUACCUCGAUGAAAUAAAGAAGUUAGCAAAACUAAGUGGACGAGGCUUCGAAGAGGUGCUGAAAGACAUGAUGUCAGAAAUCAGUGAUACAAUCGAGACUGAUGGCAGUGGUGAUAAUGAGUUUGGAGCCAAACAGCUGAGCACGUCGCUUGACGCAUUUGAACCCUCACACCCCCAGCUGUUUCCUGAUUCUUCUCGAGAAAGUUUCAUUCAUAAUGGUGCUGAUCCAUGCCCACCAGCUGAUAUGAAGCGAAGUCUGUCCAUAGUGGAGAGCGACCUGAAUCCACCUGAAAUUCAAAAGGUCAUUGUUGAGCACAUUGUGAGAAGAGAUGAAUUAAAUACACAUUCACACUUUCCCAUCAAGCUUCGUUCAUUCUCAGGCAAGCUUCCUAGAUCCAAUAGUGAGACAGAUUAUGACACAUGGCGUUCACAUGUUGAGCUUCUCAGAAAAGAUCCCACCUUGUCUAAUCUUCAGAAAUCACGAAAAAUCUUUGAAAGUCUGCUCUCCCCUGCAGCGGAUAUUGUCAAGAGACUAAGCCCUGAAGCUACUCCUGAAACUUACCUUCAACUGCUGGACGCAGCCUUUGGAACCGUUGAGGACAGCGAGGAGCUUUUUGCUCAGUUUAUGAAUACUCUUCAGGAUCCUGGUGAAAAGGCUUCUACUUACCUCUGCCGCCUUCAAGCUGCCCUGAACCUUGCUGUUAAGAGAGGAGGAGCUGCUGCUGGAGAAGCAGAUAGACAUAUUCUAAAACAGUUUUGUCGUGGGUGUUGGGACAACCCUUUGCUCUCUGAUCUCAACCUCGAAGGAAAGAAAAGUCAUCCACCAGCAUUUUCAGAGCUCCUAUUAUUAAUCCGCACUGAGGAGGAUAGGCAGGCAGCUAAAGCUACACGUAUGAAAAAGCACCUUGGCUCACACCGACAGCGGGUUAUGGCAAAUUCUCAGAGUGCAUGCAUCUGCAGUCAACAAGCAACAUUCCAGCCUGAGUCUGACCCACUGACAGAGCUUAAACAGCAGGUGGCAUCUCUGCAGAGCCAACUGACCACGCUGAUGUCUAAAAAAGCCAAGAAAGCCCCAAAGACCAAGGGGAACACUGAGUAUCAAUCAAGUGGGCCAGUUUCCAAACUUGACCCCAGAGCACCAAGCUGGAAACCUACCAGCUCAAAGACAAGCACCCAGCCGAGACCUUGGUAUUGUUUCAACUGCGGCGAAGACGGUCACAUUUCCUCAGCUUGCAGUAAUGAUCCAAACCCCACUCUUGUCAAUGAGAAGAGAGAUAAACUGAAAGAAAAACGACGCGUUUGGGAGGCUAAAGAGCACUCACCAGACAAUAGGGAUUUUUAGAUGGAGUCUCAGUUGCAGGGCAAACUGAGGCUG